GGCCAAACUUUUUCAGAGAAGUCUUAUCUUAUCUGAUGAUAACGUUACAUAAACUGGAGAGUCCGACACUUCAGUUUUAAUUCACCGUACAAAAUGAUAGUAGCAAAUUUGUUAUUUGCCUUCUGCUUGUUCCUAAAUGGUUGUUUUGGGAGUGUAGAAUUUUAUCCCUAUGGACCAAGUCAUGGAGACGAAUACGCCCCAAUCAAUGACGACGGGAGCUCACCGGAAAUUCCUAUCUCAACAUUGUUCCCAUUUUUCAAUCAUCAACACGAACAUUUAAUUGUGAACACGAAUGGCGUCAUUUCCUUUUUGAGGACUGUAUCUACAUACACACCGAAUCCAUUCCCUCUGGAUGGUGACAGACGAUUGGUUGCUAUAUUUUGGGCGGAUGUAGAUACAAGGAACGGGGGUAAAGUGUGGUACCGUGAGUCCACGAACCAAACCAUGCUAGAGAGAGCGUCACAGGAAGUCAGAGAUUACUUUCCUAGCUUCUUCCGCUUCCAGGCCACGUGGGUCUUCAUCGCAACUUGGGAUAAUGUGGCAUUUUUUGGAUGCUACCGCUGUGACAAAAGAAAUACAUUUCAAGAGAUACUGAUUACAAAUGGUCAGUAUUCUUUCACAAUUUUUAACUAUAAAAACAUCACGUGGACCACGGGAACUGCGAGUGGGGGUAACAGUAGCACCGGUCUGGGAGGCACACCUGCUCAGGUUGGUUUUAAUGCAGGAGAUGGAAAGGUAUUUUACGCUGUAAACGCUUCCCGAACUCCCGCAAUCCUUGGCAUCAAUCAUAUGUCCAACAUCAAUAUCCCAGGAAAGUUUGCUUUCCGCAUCGAUUCGGCGGAAAUAAGCAACGGCGGCUGUAACACUCACGGUACAUUGACCAUUGCACCACGAUACGGUCCAAUGCUUGGAGGACAGUAUUUCGUAGUUGGAGGACCAUGCAUGAACUCUGACGACAUUAUCUAUAUACAUUACUCACCAUUAGUGACGUCAUUUCCCUGCCAGCGAUUGUCUAAUUACAGCGCCCUCUGUAUAACUCCUGUAUUCAACACAACUGGUGACAUAAAAGUUAAUUUCACAAUAAAAAACUCGAAUGGGGAAAUGCAAAACCACCAAGGAAUCUAUACAAUUUUAAACCCUGCUCUUUUUAACAACCCGGUCAAAAGACAUAACCCCGCAGAAUGGUAUGGCGGGCGCCAGUACACCAUCUCCUGGGAUCCGCUUGCUUUUGAGUUAAAGGAUUCGGAUAAAGUUCAUAUUCACAUGUAUACAGUGAAGGAACGAGGAUUUAAAAUUCUACCGUGGGAAAAAAGCGUUUUGCAUGAAAACGUAGACAGAAAUCUUGCACAGUUUACCUUGAAUCUUGGAUCAGAUGGCUUCAUGGCUGCGAUUCGAGUAACAUCGGCGAUAGAAACAGACCUUUCUAUUCCUGAGCGGGGGAUUUGGACUGACAUUUUUGCUGUAGUGCCUUCCCACCAGGAAACGAAACGUUUUUGUUACAACUGGAUCAGACAGGAACGAGGCCUCCCGCUAGUGAGGUCUGAUGACCUACCGCCUUGUCCCUGCACCCUACAGCAAGCCCUGAUGGACACCGCCCGCUACCAGCCCGACCCCGACUGUAACAAUCUGAUGGACAACAAGGACCCGGAUCUAAACUGUCUGUACAGAGCCAGUUCCCGUCACUGCAUCCGAUUAAGCCAACCUGGGUUUCUCGGACAGGACAAUGUAUGUUGCUAUGGAAACACUGGAAGUCUGCUAGACUCACGGGUGGAGGAGGGAGGAACUCUUCAGCGCUACCAUUACCUUGGAGGUGAUGACGUCAUUCCUUAUGUUACCAACUUCUACUACGACGUCCUGCCCUUCCUUCACUGCUGUAGAUACUUCGGUCACGUGACAGACAGAGGACACCGUGGGGUCACUCUCUUCUCAGAGUGUCAGACAUACGCCAAGUUCCGACACGUCAGCUCCUGCUACAACUACGUUCCCCCCAGACCAGCUGGUGCUAACGGAGACCCCCACAUGAGAACUGUGGAUGGAAUGGAGUACAACUUUAACGGGAUCGGGGAGUUCUUCUUCAUUGUAUCCCACAACGCGUCCUUCCAGAGUCAGGUCAGGUUUGAACAGGCCAAGAACAGUCAAGGUAGAUUUGUGAGCGCCAGUGUUUGCACAGCUUUUGUCGCCGAGGUGUCAAACGCAUCCGACAGAGUCGAAGUACGACUGAACUCCAUCAGGGUGGCGGAUGUUAUCAUCAACGGACAGGCCCAGGACUUCAGUGAUGUCGCCUGGCUCAGAUAUCGGGGUGUCUCUGUGCUGAACCUGCCCAAACCUACGGGGAAUUCUACUGGUAAAGAUAUCCUGGUGAUGUUUGCCGAUCUUGGCGUCACAUUCCGGAUAUUGGCGACAAAAGACGUCCUCAAUGUGAUGCCAAUCAUUGCUAACGAUCAGCUGAAAGGGACUCUGACGGGCCUUCUAGGGGACUUUGAUGGAAACCCUGGCAAUGACCUACUUCUACCUAAUGGCACCUCACUACAGUCCAACGCCACUGAGGAAACCAUCUUCAGAACAUUCAAUACAGCAUGGAGAAUUAAGGAAGUUGAGUCAAUGUUUACCUAUCCCGCUGGUAAAUCAUACCAGGACUACAAUGGCCAUGCGCAAAGCAAUUUCCAUCCUGUUUUUGCAACAUCCAUCAUCAAUUCUGCUACAGUGGAAGCUAUAUCAUUGUGUGGUAACAACACAAACUGUCUGUUUGAUUUCCAUGUGACUGGGUCAAGGGCCAUCGCCAUGGCAACGUUAGACUUCACAGUUGACUUAAAGGAUGCGGAAGAUGCGUCGAUACCAGUUCUUACCUGUCCAAUAUUGUCAUCCACGGACCAUGGUGUCUGGGUGUCCAACAAUACCUUGGAGAAUGCCACAGCCAGAUUUCGCUGCAACAUGGGCUACAGGGAAAACAACACGUGUAGACCGACGAUAUGUAAAAACGGCAAUUGGGAGAAUUAUCAGCCAUGCGCUUGUAUGGAGAUCCCCACAGAACCACCCCCACCAUCCACACACACAACCCCCACAGGUAGGACCCCGCCCCCCGCUACACCUAGAGACGACUCGUUGUUGCUGCGUUCCAUCUCUGACAAGCUACAGCUGAUGUGGAUCACCGUGGGGACGGGCGUCUUCGUCGUCGUUAUCAUCGCUCUCAUCACGGCCCUAGUCUUGUGUUCCAAAUUUCGAUCCCGGGGACAGUAUUCAGAUUGCGACAAACAUACAUUGUCUUCAUCAGCUAGAUCUUCUGAGUACCGUCAUAAUAUGAGUAGAGGCUUCCCUAUGUCACAUGACAGCGCCUACACCCAAUCAAGUCGCGUAUUAUCUGACCACUCGACGAACAGUCGACGCAGUCUCCCUCGUUAUAACGUGUGCGACAACAGAGCUUAUGGCAGCUCCGAGGAAGUAACCAGGAUCACUGGACCACCGCCCGUAGAUUUCCGGCGUCACGACGUCCUCUUCUAGUUCCACCAGACGGAAAAUACAUAUUUAACUCUUAAAGCUGAACACCGUUCGUAAAUAGGCAAUGUCCGCUUUAUUUCUCUUUAAUCACCGCUAUCCCUACAACCCCUAUCUAAGCCACAGACCUCUUAACAGUUUAAGGUGGAAUAACACAUCAUCACAAAAAGCAUGGCUGACCUCUGAUUGAAACGACAUUUUGUUUUAUUAAACGGAUUUUAUUGACGACACUAUGUAACUUUCUCCAUAGCUGAGUGGAUAAAGUGUGGGGCAUCCUCAGUUCGAAUCCCUCAGGGGCUUUUGUUGUUACUUCCUGAAUUGAAUUUGUUAGAUAUUCGGUUUUUUUAUCCCUAAAUUGCAAAUUUUUCGCUUAUUUGACAUAAUUAUGUACAGUUAAUUAUCAUUACAUCUUUUAUAAUCAAUUAAGUUCUUUUUUCUCGCCGUGUUUCUCGGUGGCAAUGAAACUAUCAAAUUUUAAGCACUUUUAGCUCACCUGAGCCAAAGGCUCAAGUGAGCUUUUCUAAUCACAAUUUGUCCGUUGUCUGUCGUUGUCGUUGUCGUCGUCGUUGUCGUUGUCGUCGUUGUUAACUUUUCACAUUUUCAUCUUCUUCUCAAGAACCACUUGAUUCCAAUUUGGCACAAAGAACCAAUUUGGCACAAAGCACCACUAGGUGAAGGGGAUUCAAGUUUGUUCAAAUGAAGGGCCACGUCCUCUUUAAAGGGGAGAUAAUUGAGAAUUAUUGAAAAUUUGUUGGUAUUUUGCAAAAAUCUUCUUCUCAAAAACUAUUUGGCCUGAAAAGCUAAAACUUGUGUGGAGGCAUCCUCAGGUAGUGUAGAUUCAAGUUUAAGUCAUGGUCCCCGGGGGUAGGGAGGGGCCACAAGAAGGGAAUCAAGUUUUACAUAGGAAUAUAUAGAGAAAAUCUUUAAAAAUCUUCUUCUCAAAAACUAUUGGGCCAGGAAAGCUCAAAUUAAAAUGGAAGCAUCCACAGGUAGUGUAGAUUCAAAUUUGUUCAAAUCAUGGUCCCUGGGGGUAGGGUGGGGCCACAAUUGGGGGAUGAAUUUUUACAUAGGAAUAUAUAGAGAAAAUCUUUAAAAAUCUUCUUCUCAAAAACUAUUGGGCCAGAAAAGCUCAAAUUAAAAUUGAAGCAUCCACAGGUAGUGUAGAUUCAAAUUUGUUCAAAUCAUGGUUCCCGGGGGGUAGGGUGGGGCCACAAUUGGGGGAUCAAGUUUUACAUAUAAAUAUAUAGAGAAAAUCUUUAAAAAUCUUUUUCUCAAAAACUAUUAGGCCAGGAAAGCUCAAAUUUGAGUGGAAGCAUCCUCAGAUAGCCUAGAUUCAAGUUUGAUCAAAUCAUGGUCCCCGGAGGUAGGGUGGGGCCACAAUAGGGGGAUGAAUUUUUACAUAGGAAUAUAUAUAUAGAGAAAAUCUUUAAAAAUCUCCUCUCAAAAACUAUUGGGCCAGGAAAGCUCAAAUUAAAAUGGAAGCAUCCACAGGUAGUGUAGAUUCAAAUUUGUUCAAAUCAUGGUCCCUGGGGGUAGGGUGGGGCCACAAUUGGGGGAUGAAUUUUUACAUAGGAAUAUAUAGAUAAAAUCUAUAAAAAUCUUCUUCUCAAAAACAAUUAGGCCAGAAAAGCUCAAAUUAAAAUGGGACCAUCCACAGGUAGUGUAGAUUCAAAUUUGUUCAAAUCAUGGUCCCCGGGGGUUGGGUGGGGUCACAAUAGGGGGAUGAUUUUUUACAUAGGAAUAUAUAGAGAAAAUCUAUAAAAAUCUUCUUCUCAAAAACAAUUAGGCCAGAAAAAAUCAAAUUAAAAUGGAAGCAUCCUCAGGUAGUGUAGAUUCAAGAUUGUUCAAUCAUAGUCCCUGGGGGUAGGGCGGGGCCACAAUGGGGGGAUCAAGUUUUACAUAAGGAAUAUAUAUUAAAAAUCUUCUUCUCAAAACCUUUUAGGCCAGAAAGCUCAAAUUUGAAUGAAGGCAUCCUCAGGUAGUGUAGAUUCAAGUUUGUUCAAAUCAUGAUCCAUGGGGGUAGGGUGGGGCCACAAUUGGGGGAUCAAGUUUUACAUAGGAAUAUAUAGAGAAAAUCUUUAAAAAUCUUCUUUUGAAAGACCAUUUGGCCAGAAAAGCUUUAACUUGUGUAGAGGCAUCCUCGGGUAGUGUUAAUUCAAAAUCACAGUCCCUAUUGGUAGGGCGGGGCCGUGAUGGCGAUUUGAAUUUUUACAUAUAUAGAGAAAAUCUUUAAAAAUAUUCUGGGAAAGUUUUCGGUCCAAAACUCAGUACUUAGUGUAAGCACAGGUUAUGCAGAUAUUAGUUUGAUGAAACCAUGAUACCCUAGAGAAAAGUGGGGCAACAAAAUGGGGGGGGGGUAUAUAGGAAAAGAGAAAAAUCAUCUUACAGGUACAACAACAAAAGGGGCUUGAUAUUUACCAAAAGAAAGAGGUGGAUAAAAAUUGGUAGAUUUUCUAUUUUUUUAGCAAGAUCUACUGUACUUAGUUGUCAAGAUAUUUUGAUACUGUAAUGCUAAUUUGAUCAGAAUUAAGGCAAUUGUGCUCAGGUGAGCGAUGUGGCCCCUGGGGCCUCUUGUUUUAAUAUACCUGUAUCGAGAAAACUUUUUCAGAAUCUUCCUCUGAAAAACUAAUGUGAUAUGACUAUAAAACAAGUUGCUGUCCUUUAAAAAAGGACUGCAAUACGUGGACCAUUUGCAUGUGUUUCCAACGAAAACGUGAAAGCCUUAAAAUUAUCACAGAUUCCACCGACUCUAGCCCCAUGCUUUUAACCACUGAAUUUGUAGGUUGUAUUAUGUAUAUGUAUAGUUGACUUUUAAUCUCAGAAUUUAAAGGUUUCAUACUUCUAAAAUUAUUAUGAUCUAUAUUUAUGAGGAUUGCAUGUUUAGUAUCAGGCAUUCGGCGUAUUCUACUAUUUGCGCACACAUUACGCUUCGCACUAUUUGUUAACUAUGCAGUGACAGCUUUGACUGUAAAUCAUUUUCAUAUUUUGAUGCAUUUUUCUUGAGAUUUAAACUUUUAUACAGUGACAUAAUUAUUCAAUCAUACUUAAAUGCUUAAAUAAUUUUAAUCGGAAAGUACUCUAGCCUCGCCUUCUAUAAAAGUAAAGUUAAGCUACAUGUGUAUUCGGAAAACAACAAAACAUUGCAAAUUAUGCUAUUUGAUGCAUGUUGUAGUUUCGGUAUAACAUUACCUUAUUUCAUAAUACUGACAGUUUAUAUCACAUGCCGAUCAUUUCUUUUAAAAGAAUACUUUGUUUUUGUAAUGUUUACAAACAACUUUACAAUUACAGCGCCUUUUAACUUAUAUGUGCAUAUGGCAUGGAAUCCCGAUCCCGAUUCAGAUAAACCUAUGCUAGCCUGGUUCCCUUAGCUACCCAUUACGCAAAGGAACCAGGCUAGCUCAUGCGCGGGCUGAAUUUUCCGCUUAGCAUCCGGUUUAACCUCGCUUAUAUAUUUUCUGCGUGGACCUCAGGGUCCACGCAAUAAUUUUGUUACAAAAGAUGCUUCAUGUUCAACAUAAGAAUAUCUGUGGGAAAGAACUGUGUAUGAUAUUAUA
Molecule: messenger RNA, 7046 nt
Organism: Magallana angulata
Lineage: Eukaryota; Metazoa; Mollusca; Bivalvia; Ostreida; Ostreidae
Product: sushi domain-containing protein 2-like
Exons: 16
Coding region: 94-3498 (1134 amino acids)
Biological process (GO): cell-matrix adhesion
Source: RefSeq, a predicted model, not a curated record